Messenger RNA from Lineus longissimus, 2114 nucleotides. RefSeq names its product cytochrome P450 3A11-like. Gene Ontology annotation, molecular function: heme binding; oxidoreductase activity, acting on paired donors, with incorporation or reduction of molecular oxygen; iron ion binding. The transcript has 13 exons. NCBI's taxonomy places the organism in Eukaryota, Metazoa, Nemertea, Pilidiophora, Heteronemertea, Lineidae. The coding region runs from base 102 to 1718 and encodes 538 amino acids. The record is from RefSeq and is a predicted model, not a curated record.
UUGAAUGAGAAUAUAGGUCACGAUGAGAAAGGCUGGUAUAUACUGGCUGAUUGACUGGCUAACUACUGGCGAUAAGAGCUGCAAGUGCAAAGGCGUGAACGAUGAUAACUGAAAUUUUGCUGCUGUUGGUCGUCGGUCUGUUAACAGGAAUUGUAUGGAAUCGCAAGAAAAAGCAACAAUGGUUCAAAGAUCUUGGAAUCCCUGGCCCUGAACCCAGCCUAUUCCUUGGCAAUCAGUUGGAACUCCUCGAUGGACCUACGCAAGCUGUCAAAAGGUGGACGAAGGAAUACGGGAAGACCUUCGGAUACUUCGAGGGUGUCACUCCAGUUUUGGUGACAUCGGAUCUUGAAAUCAUUAAGCAUGUGUUCAUCACAGAUUUCAAACAUUUCAUGGCAAGAAAGCCUUUCCCAUUUGGGCCUGACCCAGAAAGCAAGAAUUUCAGCAAUGUGUUUCUUGCCCAUGGCCAGAUGUGGAAGAGAUACCGCAGCUUCAUGAGCCCAAUGCUCAGUACCACUAAGCUGAAGGCGACAACCCCCUUAAUAACGAAAGCCUGCGAUACAAUGAUGGAUAUUCUUGAGGAGAAGAGCAAGGAAGUGAAGCCAUUCGAUGUGUUACCGUACUAUCAGGGCCUGACGAUGGAUGUGAUCAGUUCAACCGCCUUUGGCCUCGAAAUCGAAGCGCAGAAGGACCCGGAAAAUGAAUUUCUGGUCAAUACAAAAGCGCUCUUCAAGCACCAUAACUUCAGGAGAGAGCCCCGUUACCGACAAGCCUUGGUGUUGAUGGCGAUCAUGUUUCCAUCCGUAGGAUCCUUUCUUUUCAAAUUGUUCGCCUACCUGUUCAUGUUAGGAAUCAUCAAGUUUGAGGCGUUCCAGCUUGGGGAGAGACUUGAAGAGGUCAUUCAGGAAAGGAGACAGUGCAAGGAACGAGGUGAGGAGUGCCCCAAGGAUUUCCUCCAAUAUAUGCUGGACGCGGAGGUGGACGAAGUGGACGACUUGGACAUCCUAACGAUCGUACAUGAUGAGAGCGAGACGCCUGUGGAGAUGAGCAAGAUGACCAGUGGUGAACGUAGACAGGUCAAGAAGUUGACCAAACAUGAAACGGUUAGCAACCUUUACGUAUUUCAAAACGCAGGAUUUGAUACCACGAGCGCAGCCCUGGCUUACGCAUCCUAUGAACUGGCGCUGAACCCGGAAGUUCAGAGGCGUAUACAGGAUGAACUGGACGAACAAUUAGGAAAUAAACCUCCUGAUUAUGAGGACAUCGGCAAGUUGGUUUACCUGAGCAUGGCUUUCAACGAAGUGUUGAGAAUGCACCCAAUCGGCCCAAGCCUGGUGACCCGACUCUGCAUGGAAAGGACAACCAUCUGCGGCCUGACGAUACCAGCGGGCAUGACCAUUAUGGCCAAUGUAGAAGACAUCCACUAUGACCCCGAAAUAUGGGGACCAACUGACCCAGAUGUCUUCGAGCCGGAACGUUUUUCAAAAGAAGAAAGAGCGAGACGUCACCCCCUUUCCUUUCAAGCCUUUGGAAUUGGUCCGAGGAAUUGCGUGGGCAUGCGGCUAGCCCAGGUCGAGGCAAAGAUGGCGCUGGCUAGAAUCCUUCAAAAGUUUAGCUACGAGAAGUGUGAGGAGACCGAGGUCCCGCUGCGGAAAGUUGAACAGUUGACGGUCGUGCCGGAGAAUGGUGUGACGGUGCGAUUGGUACCGAGGGAGUUGUAGGACUGGAGAGGCGGUAUUGCAUUAAAAACACGAAGUGGUCGAUUCUCCCUUGCCGAUUCAUACGAUACAAAACUUCUAUUAUCAUAACAUUGUAUUUAUUGUAUGGUAAAAUACGCAUGGUUUUAGUCACUCCUAAUAAAAUUCAUAUAGCCUGUAUCUCCUUUUGUUAACUUUUUUGAAGAUUUUGUGUACAGUAACUAUUGAACGGCUUUCGGGUCGCCAUUUAUUUUAACGCUCAUUAUGAAUGUGUGAGAUGAAUAUUAGUACAUGUAUACAGAGAGUAUGUACUUGCAUGCCAGACAAGUGAUGUGUCAAUAAUUGUAGUAUCUAUGACUGGAAUUGUUGCUGAUUUUGUAGGCCCUUCAUGAAUAAAAGUACCCACUUCUGUACAAUAAA